Molecule: messenger RNA, 981 nt
Organism: Symbiodinium pilosum
Lineage: Eukaryota; Dinophyceae; Suessiales; Symbiodiniaceae
Source: the annotation of a GenBank genome assembly
AUGGCACAUCUACGUGGUCAAGCGGCCCUUGGAACUGGCAGUGAGGACAGGAACUUCGUCCCGAUGUGGGACGGCAAGCCGGAGACCUUCACCCACUUCGUGACAGAAAUCCGGUGGACCUUGAAUAGCACCAAGAAUGCCGAACGUCCUCUACUUGCAUCCAAGAUUAUUAGGAAGGGCCUGCAAUCAGAGCACUCCAUUUUGGUAUCGCUGCUCUACAAACUUGACCCGGAUGAUUUCAGAAGCGAAGAUGGGGUGACCAAGCUGGUCAAAUUCUUGGAGAAGAGCCCGCUGAACCGGCAACCGCUGCCAGAUGCUGGCAACAAAAUUGGUGGCUACUGCCGUCGCCUGAAGAGGCGCCACCAAGAGCCAAUCCCUGCUUUCCUGGUGAGUGAAGACAAGACUCAUGAUGAAAUGCUCAAGGCAUUGCAGCGGCUGUUGCAGGACAGGGAGCUGUCCUUCGAUGGAUACGAGACAAGCCUCUCCGAACUGAAGACCUUCUGCGGCAUCAAUCCAGACGACUCUGUCCAUUAUGGACCUCCCGAAGGGGAUGAUGAGGAUGAAGAUGUCCGAGACUCCAAGAGGUCAUCGAAGGGCAGUGGAAGAAGUUCCACAACCAGGAAGGAGGAGAAGAUAAGAGGAAAGAAGAUUAAAGGAAAGGACCUCCUGAACCGCUUGAUGGAGAAGGGCCUGAUGCCGUUGGCCGCGCUGGACGUGGUCAGAGGUUGGAUGAUCUUGGAGAUGUCGACCUCUACUGACGACGAGCGCAGGGUCAUCAAGGCUGCUACCCAGAAUCGACUGGGAUACCAGGAGGUGAAGCAAGAGAUGUGGGGAGAUUAUGAUGAGACCAUGAGCGCACACCACCAGGAGGACUGGAACUGGUGGGACGACGAAGCCUACCAUGUCUCUAUGGACCUGGAUGAUGACGACUACGACGAGGAGGUCUUGGCGGCUGAGGCCAAUGCCCAGACGACCCCGUAG